Molecule: messenger RNA, 900 nt
Organism: Oikopleura dioica
Lineage: Eukaryota; Metazoa; Chordata; Appendicularia; Copelata; Oikopleuridae
Source: the annotation of a GenBank genome assembly
AUGAAGUCGAGUUUUGGCGACACGGCGUCUCUAGUGGAGACGAGCUCCGCCGUCCACAAUCCUGACUCGUUAUGCCGAAGCUCUCAAUACCGUUCCUGCUUAUUCCGCAGCGGUUCCGAUUUUCUUUCCAAUCCGAAUCUCAGCUCGCCGAAAAAGCGCUCAACAACUUCUUCAACGCUGGAGAUCUUGCAAGACGCCGCCGACUCGAUCACGUGCGCGACCGAUGCGACAACAUGUAAUACAGAAGAGCUGAUAAGCCCGGAGUUUCGCCCAAAAUCGUCGCGAUCGCGGUUCGACAAGAAUCCUGUGCCGUCGGGCUUAACGCCUAUCAAGCAAAAUGAUAAUGACACGAAAAAGUUAGAAGCUGAGCAGCGAGAGCGAGAAGCUAAAGAGAAGAUAAAGCGAAAUUCGGAGGGCUAUCAAAACUGGCUCAAGCAAAAGGAGGAACACGAGAGACGCCUGAGGGAAGAAAAAGAACGCAGGGAUGAGUUAAGAAGCAAAAGAGCUGAAAAGGAGCGACAGAAGAAAGCUGAAGAAAAGGAAAAGGCGGAGGAAAAGUUUCAAGAGUGGCGAAAGGCCAAGGACGAAGCGGAGAAAAAAGCCAAACAAGCUGCCAAGGAGAAGCGGAUUUUGGAGCAGAAAGAGGCGGGGAAAAAACGAGAGGAAAACGAAAAGAAAUUCAAGGAAUGGCUCAAAAAGGUCAAUGAAACUAAUCCAAAGGAGAGUGAAGACGUGUUUACAAACAAACCGUGGGUGCCGCCAAUUCCGAAGAGCAUUCCGACCAAGAGAAAGCAGAACCGACCGCAGAGCGCGAGACCUGCUGGCCGUCCUCGAUCAGCGAUUCAAUCCAAGCCGCUGAUUAUUACUCGUCAAUCUACUUGCUUCGUCAACUGGUCCUGA